Megalobrama amblycephala (Wuchang bream) is the source of this 2867-nucleotide messenger RNA. RefSeq lists its product as uncharacterized. Bases 36 to 1769 code for a protein of 577 amino acids. The transcript has 18 exons. The record is from RefSeq and is a predicted model, not a curated record. NCBI's taxonomy places the organism in Eukaryota, Metazoa, Chordata, Actinopteri, Cypriniformes, Xenocyprididae.
GCAUCACGAGCUUUCAGUAGGAAUGCAAGAGAGAGAUGGAAUAUAUAAAUGCAGUGAUGGCGACAGCUGCAGAGGAGAUCUCAGAAAACACUGAGACACCAAUGUCUUUCAAAAGCGCAAGGAAAAGCCAUGAUAGACCCUGGAAACUGAGUCUAAUUUAUCUGCAGUGCUAUUUUUUAACGAUAGCUACAAUUCUGGGGACCGGGAUCCUGGGAUUGCCGGUAACGAUUGCUCGGGCAGGUCUGGUGCCUUUCCUGAUCUCCUUUCUUAUAGGCUUUGUAGUGCAGGCUCUGCUCAUAUACCUGUUUGUAGAUUUGCUGCAGCGAUGCCGUUUAGCCCAACUUGAGGCACUGAAGACUGCAGAGACGGAGAGGAUCUUAAUGGAGGAAGUGGGUUCUGAAGAACCUCCGACACUUAAUGCAGAAGAGGAAGAGGAUGGGGAGGAAGUGGAAGAGGCAGAUGCAGGUCUUCUGCAGAGGGGUGUCACAGCACGGAGGCAAGAUGAGGACCUCCAGCCAAAUCUGCACGUGCUGGGAGUUCUCUUCCUGGGCAAGCAUACCAGCCGUGCUUUCAACUUUGUUCUGCUCUUUCAGUUUGUGUCCAUUGGGAUCAGUUACGUCCUGGCGGGAAGUGAGGCCUAUGCUGCACUUUUUCAUACCAGUCAUGUCUACGUGAUCCCUGCAUUUACAUGGACGCUCUCAUUGGGUAUUCUCCUGGCCCAGAUCAUCAUUCAGCCCAUUACUUCACUGCUGACUCUCCUUAAAGGAAUACUGCUGGUUAUUACCGUGGCCGUGACAUUUGUUGUGGGUUCAGAAGUUCACCAAGAGACCACGAAUGACUUCAGCCAAAUCGGGAAACCUUUUCUAAUGGGAACAGUCGCUCUCGGUGGGAUUGUCAACGUCAUGCCUUUUUUAUUUUCAGAAAUCUCCCAUGUUAAAACACAGGUCUUAUGGUUCAGAAGAGCUGUACUAGGAGGACUUGCCACAUGCACACUAUUAAAUAUAUUAUGGUGUUGGGCAGUUUUAGAGAUUGUUCCCCAGAUGGCUGUGGAGUCAGUGCUGGAGGAGAAACUCUUAAAUAGGAGUGCAGGACAAACAGAGGCGACUCAUCCAGUGCACACAUUUAUCUACUCCAACAUCUCCCUCGAGGACUCAGGAAAGGCAGGGGAGAUUGCGACGAUACCACUAACCAAGGUCAUAACACAGAGGUACAGCCGGUUCUCAUGGGUGGCAGAGCUGAUCCAGAUCUUCAUCACCAUCAGUGUAACUGUGAGCUUCCUCGUGAUGGGCACAGCCAUGAAGCACACGAUUGAUGGUCUCGUCGGCACACACUGGGCGGAGAAUGCGGAAUGGAUGGCGAGAAUCAGCGUGAGGCUAUUGCCCCAUAGCUCACAGUGGAGGACAUUAGCCCAGAGCUUACAGCACUGCAGACGGUUUUUCAGCAGUUUCAUGUCCUUUCUGGCUUUCGGCCUCAUUUUUGUCAUUUCAGCUUGUGAUCCGAAGGGAUUUGUUGUGAUGCUUGACAAAGUGGUCUCCUUCUCCUUAAACACAGAGGUGGGUUUGUUCAUCUUCCUCAUGCUGAGGACCUCCAGAUCUGAGCGUUUUAAGCAUCUGACAGUGCCUCUGGCGGUGAGCGAGAGACUCUUCAGGCUCCACUGGCUGCUGCCCAUCUACUUCCUGUUCGCUGUGGCUUAUGACAUCUUCCAGAGCAUCCUAGAGAUCACUGAGAACAUGUCGCUCGUCCUCCACACCAAUUCUUCUCUUGGAUGAGAGAGCUGAGAGAGACUGGAUAUCAGGUGGGGCAAAAUGCUGCUGAGAUGCCUCAGGAAUGAACAGUUAUUACCUCACACUGUGCCAGUGAGCCAAACCCAACACACACAACACAGCUCAUGUUUUCACUACUAUAGAUGGUAGUGCAUCAAUAGCACAUACUGAUCACAGAACGAGCCUAAGGCCGUGCCACGUCUCACGCAAAAGAUUUAUAGUUGUUCUUCAGGCAAAACAGCCCCUCAUUCACGCAUGCUAAGAAUAUAUUUCAUAUCCCCCCACUUCAUUUUAAUCCAGUAAAUUGCAUGUACUCCCAGUGAGUUAUGGAAGCAUAUUUUGAUUUUGUCAACAAUGCACUGUGAUUAAAUCUGCAGUCGCACCAUCAAACCAUAGCAACGUUCCCAGAAAAGCUGUUACUUUUAACAAAGAGAUCUUUAAGGAAAUCAUGGGCUAUUAUUGUUGUCCAGUAAAUAAUUUGUGAUUUAACGAGCAGGCUGUAGCGCUUUGACAAGGAAUAAACCACGAACUGCAGAAUAAAAUAUAGUGAUUUGAUUUGAGAGGUGUGAGUAGGGUUGGGAAUUGAAAAUCGAUUCCAAUUCUGGACGUUAAGGUCAGGAAUCAGAUGUGUUAUAAAAUUAAAAUUUUGAUUCCUCUUAACAAUUAAUUUGUGUGUCUUUUAAUAUGACGUUAAACCAUUCAAGUGCAAGAACAACUAGCGUGCCAUUUUCUGUGCUGUGCACAGAAAGCCACCUCUUGUACUGAAUAGUGGAUGACACUAAACUCGUACUGAAGUUCUCUUCCACAUCUUUUUGCUCUUGAACAGACAAAUACACACCAAAAUGUCAAAAUAUCCUCGUAAACACAGUGGCUUAUGUGUCAAGUGAACGUAAACAGUUGACAAAAACACAUGACAGUAUAUCCGUGCAGCUCUUAAAGUGAAGGCAGCCUAAUAUUCCUGCUGUCUCUAUAAUAACGUUGAACAACAAAAAACACAGAAAAUUCACUCUCUUGUUCUUGACUGAAUAAAGUUUGUAACUAUAUUUGUAAUGUAAAAUAACACUGCACUUUAAAAAUAAAAUAUACAUUUGAUUGCAGUUUCUA